This is a messenger RNA of Argentina anserina (silverweed cinquefoil), 634 nucleotides long. RefSeq names its product autophagy-related protein 8f-like. The coding region runs from base 89 to 442 and encodes 117 amino acids. Lineage: Eukaryota; Viridiplantae; Streptophyta; Magnoliopsida; Rosales; Rosaceae. The record is from RefSeq and is a predicted model, not a curated record. Gene Ontology annotation, biological process: cellular response to nitrogen starvation. The transcript has 6 exons.
CUCAUCCUCCAAGCCAAGAACAAACACGUCGGCCGAUUAUCAGUGGCUUCUACUCUUCUCCAAUCUUUAUCCUUUUGAUUCAAGAAAAAUGACAAAAAGCACCUUCAAGCAAGCACAUGAGUUUGAGAAGAGGCGUGCUGAGGCUUCGAGGAUCAGAGAAAAGUACCCUGAUAGAAUUCCAGUGAUUGUGGAGAGGGCAGAGAGAAGCGAUAUUCCCAACAUUGACAAGAAAAAAUACCUAGUACCAGCUGAUCUAACUGUUGGUCAAUUUGUCUAUGUCAUCCGCAAGAGGAUCAAACUGAGUGCAGAAAAGGCCAUCUUCAUAUUUGUGGACAAUGUUCUCCCACCUACAGGAGCUGUAAUGUCUACUAUCUAUGAUGACAAGAAGGAUGGCGAUGGAUUUCUGUAUGUUUCAUACAGUGGUGAAAACACAUUUGGGUAGGGGGUGGGAGUUGCUUGAUUACUUUUCAUCGUUUAUGUUUCUGAAGUGUUCAGUUGUCUUUAAUCAACAGCUCUUUUAUUUAAGUUCGAGCAUUGUUUAUUUCUCUGUACAGUAAUAGUUUGUGUAUACAACUUUCCUGCAACACAUAAGAUGCCAUGUUAAUGAAUAAUUCCAAAUUGUCAACUGUCAAGU